This is a messenger RNA of Protopterus annectens (West African lungfish), 2707 nucleotides long. RefSeq names its product leucine rich repeat transmembrane neuronal 1 (gene LRRTM1). The transcript has a single exon. Gene Ontology annotation, molecular function: protein binding. Bases 824 to 2392 code for a protein of 522 amino acids. NCBI's taxonomy places the organism in Eukaryota, Metazoa, Chordata, Ceratodontiformes, Protopteridae. The record is from RefSeq and is a predicted model, not a curated record.
CAGUGAGCAAUAGGUGCCUUUGCAUGCUUUUCCUGUGCAUCGCUCAGUUGAAGGGGAGGGAAUCUUGCUUUUUCUUUCUCUCUCCUCCAAGCAUCUCCUAACAAGAUAAGUGAAUGAGCAAAGGGUUCUAUAGCUCUGUUGCAUCUUUAGCUGGCCAGUAAAUGAGCUGUAAUCUGUCUCAGUGGAUUAAAGGAUGCCCCCGGUCAAUGGUCACUUCAAGUGAUGGACGUUAACACAGAUCAACGCAUCCCAUGGAGUCAUUAGCAAAGGGAGUUUGGAGGUUUUUCUCUCUGGAAUACCACAGCAUUCACUGCGGAGAAAAGGAAAGAGUCGAUCAAGCCCAUGCCUGUAGCUGAGAAACUUGCAGGUCCUACAAGUCAGCUAAAAGCUAGCUGGAACCCUCCUUUUGGAUCUUUGAAACGAAGAAAAGUGAGACAUUGUGAGCCUGCCAGCUCUGCGCACAUAAAAAAGGGGACUGAAUCUGUACCACAGUGGAGUCUUUUAAAGCUCUGCACAUAAUUUGUUCAAAUACAAAGGCAGCAUUUGAAUGGUGGCUGUCACUCUCUGGAAAAGGGAGGGUAAGACACUUUUUCAAUUAAAUCAUUUGCUUAAGAAAACAUUUUUUUUUUGUUUUUUCUUUACAUAAUCAAAUAUGAAACAAAGUCACAUUAUUUUAGCCUUUUUAUUUUUCUGAUACUUAAUAUUGCUGACUUAAACUGUUUAUGAGGAUUUGGAUAUGAGCUGUGUAAAAGAAUAAUGUAGAAAACUGAAAUAAAGAACAUAGCAGUGGACUUCUCCACUUUAUCUGGGAAUAUCCUUGCUCAUGGAUUUCCUUCUUAUGAGGCUCUGUUUAAACUGGCUGUUAAGGAAGCCCCCAGGAUUGCUACUCUGUACACUGGGUGUCUUUUUUAAAAUGCUUCCAGCCGUGGAUAGUAUGUGCCCAAAGCUCUGUCGGUGUGACGGCAGGCUUUUGUACUGUGAGUCGCUGAAUCUGACAGAGAUGCCUCAAAACCUAUCCGGCAUAAUGGGCUUGUCUCUGCGGUACAACAGCCUUUCGGAGCUGCGUGAUGGACAGUUCUCAGGGUUGGUGCAGCUCACGUGGCUUCAUUUGGAUCACAAUCACAUCUAUUCAGUAGAAGGGGAUGCCUUUCAAAAACUGCGGAGAGUUAAAGAACUCAUUCUGAGCUCCAAUAAAAUCACAGAGUUGUCUAACACCACAUUCAGACCUAUGCCAAACUUGCGCCAUGUGGAUUUAUCAUACAAUAACCUACAGUACUUGGAGCCAGAUCUAUUCCAUGGCCUGCGGAAGCUGACAACUCUGCAUCUGCGAUCAAAUGCCAUCAAAUUCGUGCCAGUCCGAAUUUUCCAAGACUGUCGCAGUAUGCAGUUUUUAGAUUUGGGGUACAAUCAGUUACAAAGUCUUGCUCGAAACUCUUUUGCUGGUUUAUUUAAACUCACUGAACUGCAUCUUGAGCACAAUGAUUUGGUGAAAAUGAACUUUGCCCACUUUCCACGACUCCUGUCCUUGCGCACCCUAUACAUGCGAAGGAAUAAGUUAUCAAUUGUAGUUAACUCAUUGUACUGGACUUGGAACUUCUUGGAAAAACUGGAUCUAUCUGGGAAUGACAUUGAGUACAUUGAACCACAUGCAUUUGAAAGUGUGCCUAAUCUGCAAUUUCUUCAGCUAGACUCAAAUCAUCUCACCUACAUUGACCAACAAAUCCUUGACUCAUGGAAGUCCCUUACUAGCAUCAGUCUUGCAGGAAACACCUGGGAAUGUAAUCGGAAUAUCUGUGCAUUAGCCUCCUGGCUAAGUGAAUUUAAAGGUCACCAUGAUGGAAACUUGCUUUGUUCCACUCCUGAAUAUGCACAGGGAGAGGAUGUUCUGGAUGCAGUUUUUGCAUUCCAAUUAUGUGAAGAUGAAGGAGAUUCUAGAAAAAUGACUGAAAUUCCCAGAAUAUCAAGACAUGGGGAAAAUGCAUUAAAUAACAGCCCUACUACUAUACCUUUUGAUAUUCAGGAUACAGAAGGAGAAGAAGCAACAGAUACUAUAACAGUAACUGUGCCAAACCAUAUUUCCGAAAGUACUGUACGGAUUCACAAGGUGGUCACCGGUACCAUGGCUCUCAUUUUCUCUUUCCUCAUAGUGGUUUUGGUACUAUAUGUUUCAUGGAAGUGCUUCCCAGCUAGCAUGAGGCACCUCAGGCAAUGCUUUGUAUCACAACGCCGAAAACAAAAGCAGAAGCAAACCAUGCAUCAAAUGUCAGCCAUGUCAGCCCAGGAGUAUUAUGUUGAUUACAAACCUAACCACAUUGAAGGGGCCCUGGUUAUCAUUAAUGAAUAUGGAUCAUGUUCCUGCCACCAACAGCCAGCAAGAGAAUGUGAGGUGUGAUUUUCAGCAAGGGAGAAAAAUACAGUGCGCAACCAAAUAGCAGAGGACACACACAGAGAGACAGCCCAGUGGAAUUUAUUGUGAGUUUGGAUGCAGUUGUUGAUCCAGGCUGUUAAGGGUUCUUUUUGCAAAGACUAUAUAUUUUAGCUUUAUACUGUACUGAAUCACCAGGAUGUUACCACACAUAAAUGGUGAAAGCUGUCAUGCAACAUCUGUCAUUAUGCAGGAAAAUACAUCUGUAUAAAGGUGCCAGUUAUUCAAUUUUUUGUAAACUAAGAUGUUUAAGAAAAAAAAAAUAAAAUAGUAUUUACAGUA